AUGCAUAGAUGCAGUAGCUCUCAGGGAAUGGGUCCAUGUUCAUGUGGCCUGUUUCAAUGCCAAAGCAACUGUUCCUGGCUAUUUUCCAUGCUCGACCACAGAUCUUGCGAUGAAACGAACAUGUACCCUUUCAUGUCUUCUUCAUCUUCAGUCGAUUGUACUCUCUCCUUGGGAACUCCAUCAACUCGUCUCUCCGAUGACGAUGACAAGCAAAUCCGCCAUGAACGUACCUCUGGUAAUCCUUGCAUGUCUAACUAUUGCUGGGACUUGUUCCAGAACAAGAACGCACCUUAUUCACACCAAACCGCCAAAGAUAGCCGCGGAAGCAAUGGGAAUAGCAGUAACAGCUCCGGCAAUGAUCCCCUCUUAACUCGCCGCUGUGCCAACUGCGACACCACUUCUACACCACUUUGGAGGAACGGGCCAAGAGGUCCAAAGUCACUUUGCAAUGCCUGUGGAAUCCGGUUCAAGAAAGAAGAAAGAAGAGCUAGCGCAGCAAAUGCAAACAACAACUCAUCAAUAGUGGAACAGCAACAUCAUGGCUAUUAUCACCCCAACAAUUCACGGGUUCAUCAUCAUCAGUCGCAGAACCAGAAAAUGCCAUGUUUCUCCCCUCUUAACGAAUUCAGGUUCAUUGAAGAUAGUGAUCGAGAUUCCGACACCGGCAUUCCUUACCUUUCUUGGAGACUGAACGUCACAGAUAGGCCAACAAGCCUUGUCCAUGACUUUACAAGAUAAA
This is a messenger RNA of Hibiscus syriacus, 739 nucleotides long. Its product is annotated as GATA transcription factor 18-like. Gene Ontology annotation, biological process: regulation of DNA-templated transcription; flower development. The transcript has 2 exons. Bases 1 to 738 code for a protein of 245 amino acids. Lineage: Eukaryota; Viridiplantae; Streptophyta; Magnoliopsida; Malvales; Malvaceae. Gene Ontology annotation, molecular function: DNA-binding transcription factor activity; sequence-specific DNA binding; zinc ion binding. The record is from RefSeq and is a predicted model, not a curated record.